Lodderomyces pseudojiufengensis is the source of this 2979-nucleotide messenger RNA. RefSeq lists its product as uncharacterized. Gene Ontology annotation, biological process: protein import into nucleus. The transcript has a single exon. Gene Ontology annotation, molecular function: small GTPase binding. Gene Ontology annotation, cellular component: cytosol; nuclear envelope. Lineage: Eukaryota; Fungi; Ascomycota; Pichiomycetes; Serinales; Debaryomycetaceae. The record is from RefSeq and is a predicted model, not a curated record. The coding region runs from base 1 to 2979 and encodes 992 amino acids.
AUGGAUAAAAACUCAUUAUUAGAGGCAUUGAGUGGAACACUAGAUUCCAAUAGACAGCUACGAAAAUCUAGUGAACAAUCAUUAAAUGUUUAUGAACAACAAUCAGGUUUUACAAAUUAUUUAUUAGAUUUAAUUAUUGAUGAUAAUAUUCAACUAGGUAUAAAGAUUGCAGCAGCAAUAUUUUUUAAAAACAGAAUAAUAAAUUAUUGGGUCAUAUCAGAUGAUACAAAGCUGUCGACUUCAUAUUUUAUAUUAGAGGAUGAAAAAGCUGCAAUUAAAGAUAAUUUAAUUAAAACCUUGAUGAAAACCUAUAAGAUAAAACAGAUUAAAUUUUCGUUAGCUACUGCAUUAAAUAAUAUACUUAGUCAUGAUAAAUGGGAUGAAAUGAUUCCAUUGAUAUAUAAGUUAAUAACAUCUCAAGAGAAGGACAAAAUAUUUACAGGAUUGAUAUGUUUGUAUGAAUAUGUUAAGAAUUAUAGAUGGGAUGGAAUAGAACUGAUUACAAAUCCCGUAAUGGAAGAUAUUACAAAAUCAUUAUUCCCAUUGGUUGAACAAUUGGCACAAAAUCUAGUUGAAAGUAAUAAUGAUCAAACAAAUGAUGAAAUGUUAUAUUUGAUUGUAAAAAUUUUCAAAAACGCGACUUUUUCAAGUUUACCAACUUAUUUCUUGGAUGUUAAUAAAUUAGGAUUAUGGUGUCAACUACAUAUUUUGAUCAUAAAUAAAGAGUUGCCAAAAGAAAUUUUAGAGGAGGAGAUAAUUGAACAAAGGAAUCUACAUUUCAGAAUUAAAACCGUCAAAUGGUGUUUCGCAAAUUUAAACAGAUUAUUAAAUAGACAUGGUGGAGGUUACUUAACCAAAGAUCAUAGUGAAUUCACCUCGAAUUUUUUAACAAACUUUGUACCGGAAAUACUUAACGCAUAUUGGAAAAUAAUAGAAAAAUGGUCUGCUCAAAAAAUUUGGUUAAGUGAAUCUUCAUUGUAUUACAUGAUAUCAUUUUUAGAUAACGUCAUUGAAACACCAUGCUGGCCAUUGGUAAAUGACAAAUUAGAUGCUAUCAUUAGACAUUUGAUUUUACCCUCAUUACAAGCAAAUGAUGCUAGUGUUGAACUAUAUGAAGAUGACCCGUUAGAAUAUAUCAGAAGGUAUUUUGAUGUUAACCGUGAACAGAAAACAAGUGACGUUGCUUCCAUCAAUUUUAUUCAUAGGCUAGCAAACAAAAAAUUCGAUGAAACAAUUAAUUUAAUUUUUAAUAUAAUAAAUGAGAUUUUUGCUCAAAGAAUGAAUGAUCAAAGUAAUACAUCAAUAGCUAUGCAAACCGAGGGAGCGUUGCGAGUACUAUCCACGAUAUCGAGUGAAUUGGACAAGGACACCUCACCAGUUCGUGGUCAAAUUGAUAAAGUACUCGAUACCUACCUAGGUCCAGAGUUGAAAAACUCAAGCAAGACCCCUUGGCUAACAGCAAGAACUUGUGAUGCAAUUGCGAUGUUUCAUAGUCAUACGUACAAAGAUACUAAAGUCUUGCAAAAUAUAUUUCAAGGUGUUAUUUCGUGCUUUCAAAAUGAGGCUCAAUUUCCAAUACAAUUAACAGCAGCUGAUGCACUAGCCACUUUGAUUCAAGAAGAUUUGGUCGCACAACAUGUGGCAGAACAAGCCCCUCAAUUGAUGGAAAAUUUGUUGGAAAAAUCAAAAAAGUAUGAAAGUGACAUUUUAACAAAUGUGAUGGACACAUUUGUAGAAAGGUUUGCUAAAAACCUUGAGCCAUAUGCUGUAGAAUUAGGUGCGAAAUUAUCAGAACAGUUUUUAAGAUUGUGUAAUGAAAUUUUAGAGCAGAGCUCAAAUGGGCACGUUGAUACCGAUAAAGAAUAUCAAGCAAACGGGUUACUAAGCACAUUAACAACAUUAGUUAUAUCAAUGUCAAAUGCAUCUAAAGUCGGAGAAAGUUUAGAAAGAGUUUUACAAGAAGUCAUUGUUUUCGUACUAGAAAAUGCAAUGGUCAUGUUUUUACCAGAUAUUGUUGAAAUCAUGGAAUCUUUAUUGUAUUUAAGGCAACAAGUUUCAGAUGUAAUGUGGUCAAUCUUUCAAAGUGUGAUUGAUGCAUUUGACACUUACGCUUAUGAAUAUUUUGAUUCAUUUCAACCAUUUUUUACAGCCAUUAUAAACAAAGGAUUUUCCAAUCCUCAAAUAUCAAUGAGUCAUUCUUAUGUACAAUCAUUGCUAAAAAUUUGUUUUGGAGUACUAAAACAGACAGAUAUGGAACCAAUUUUUGCGCAUUCAGCUUUUGAGGAUAUCGAAUUGACCAUAUUAGCAAUGAAUUCACGUUUUAUUGAAUAUCUACCAAAAGUUUUAGCAGAAAUAUUUGAAAUAUACAAGUCAUUAGACGAGCAAGACUUAUUUGAUGGGUACAUGUUGCAUAGAUUAUCAUUAUUAAGGAUAUUAUAUGCUUCAAUAUAUAUUGAUCCUAUAACUUCGUUGUCAUUCAUUUCAUCACAAGAUUUUAUUAUCGAGUAUUAUAAAUUGUGGAUAAAGUAUAGUGACGACUUUCAAAGUGUCUACGGUUGUAAAUUGCAAUUAUUAUGUGCUAUUUCCAUAAUCGGGAGUAACGCGAUCAAAAACAUCCCAGAAGAUUUGGUUGGUGAGACAGUAGAUUUAUUAAUUGGAAACUUAGUUGCAUUACCAGGAGCUAUCAAGGCCAAAAAUGCUAUUUUAUUGAAUGAAACUAGUCAAAAACAAGUCAGAAAUGAAGAAAAUGAGGAUAUAAACCAAGCAGUUGAGGAUGAAUACGAGUUGGAUGAAGCAGAAAUGGAGGCAUUGAAAGAAACACCAAUUGAUAAAAUCAAUGGAUUUGAGGAAUUUGUAAAAGUAUUUUUAUCUAUACAACAAAAUGAUCAACAAAAAUAUCAAGUCUUAUUUAGUGACUUGGAUGACAACAGGAAGGAAAUCAUUCAAGAGCUUAUCAGAGUAACUCAACAAUCAAAGUGA